This is a messenger RNA of Alnus glutinosa, 2412 nucleotides long. RefSeq names its product protein argonaute 2-like. Gene Ontology annotation, biological process: regulatory ncRNA-mediated post-transcriptional gene silencing. The record is from RefSeq and is a predicted model, not a curated record. The transcript has 2 exons. Bases 369 to 1994 code for a protein of 541 amino acids. Gene Ontology annotation, cellular component: cytoplasm. NCBI's taxonomy places the organism in Eukaryota, Viridiplantae, Streptophyta, Magnoliopsida, Fagales, Betulaceae. Gene Ontology annotation, molecular function: protein binding; nucleic acid binding.
GAUUAUAUUUAUAGUGAAAAAUAACAUAAAUUUUCAGUAACAAAAAUAGCUAUACUUACAACAAUUUCUACUAGUUAUAUUUCUAGUAUUAGGGCCACUAUUGGUUUUCUAUAUAGAAUUUAGGUAAUAUAAAUAUUCGAUUAUCAACCCAUUCUUCAUUUUUAUUGAUUGUUAUCGAGCUCAAGUACAAUAGAGGCCCCGUUUGAAUUUCACUUUUCCGUAGAACAAAACAGAAGUACACCAUUGUGGGGGUAACGAAGGAUAAUACACGACAGAUAUCAUUCACUGUAGAAGAUCCUGAGGGCCAAAAUCAACCAAGGCAAGUCAGGAUUGUAGACCAUUUCAGGGAGAGAUAUGACAAGCAUAUUAUGUACCAAGAUAUUCCCUGCUUGGAUUUCAAAGGAAACAAGAAAAACUAUGUACCAAUGGAGUUUUGCAUCUUAGUUGAGGGGCAAGUGUAUCCGAAGGAGCAGUUGGGGCAAUUGGAUAGAGAUGCAGGCCUGAUGUUAAAGAACAUUUCACUAGCAAAACCGAAGUUUAGGGAGAGUCAGAUAUGCAGCAUGGUACGCUCAGAAGAUGGACCUUGUGGUGGAGGCUUGGCUCAAAAUUUUGGAAUAGCAGUAAACACAAACACGACAACAGUUACAGGACGUGUUAUUGGGCCACCUGAGUUGAAGGUAGGUGCUUCGAAUGGCAAAGUGAUUAAGAUAGUAGUUGACAAAGAGAAAUGCCAAUGGAACCUUGUUGGAAAAGCAGUGGUGCAAGGCAAAAGAAUUGACCGGUGGGGUGUUAUUGACUUCAGCUCCUCUGAUAGAAACCCUAGAAACAGACUAAAUCCUGAUAAUUUCAUUCCAAGGCUUAUUAAUUGGUGCAAAAAUUUGGGGAUCCACAUGGAAGAGCCUCUCAUAUAUAAGUGCACUACAGUGGAUAAAUUCUCUAGGGCCGAGAUUUUGCGUGAACUACUUGAAAGAAAUAAUGAGGAGGCUUAUAAGCCAAGUAGAGGCCAUUUGCAAAUUCUUCUUUCUGUGAUGUCUUAUAGAGAUAAUGGCUACAAAUAUCUCAAGUGGAUCUCUGAGACCCAAGUUGGCCUAGUGACACACUGUUGUCUAUCCACCUCUGCCAACAAAGCGAAUGACCAGUAUCUUGCAAAUCUUGCUAUCAAGAUAAAUGCCAAGCUUGGAGGCAGCAAUGUAGAGCUUAAUGACUCACUCCCCCUCUUUGAGGGCAGAGGUCAUGUUAUGUUCUUGGGGGCUGAUGUCAAUCAUCCUAGUCCUCGAAACAUUACAAGUCCAUCCAUAGCAGCUGUUGUUGCAACAAUGAACUGGCCUGCUGCAAAUCGCUAUGCAGCACGUGUCCGCCCACAAGCCCAUCGGAAGGAGACGAUUUUAAAUUUUGGGGACAUGUGUUUGGAACUUGUUGAAUCAUAUGCUCGAUUAAAUAAUGUCAGGUCGGAUAAGAUUGUUGUCUUUCGUGAUGGAGUAAGUGAGAGCCAAUUUGAUAUGGUUCUCAAUGAGGAGUUAAUUGAUUUGAAGAUGGCACUCCAAACUAUGAAGCACUCUCCCACCAUCACAAUUAUCGUAUCCCAAAAGCAUCACCAAACUCGUCUCUUUCCAGAAGCGAAGGAUGGAGGUCCUACGGGCAAUGUGUCUCCAGGCACAGUUGUGGACUCAAAAAUAGUUCAUCCAUUUGAGUUUGAUUUCUAUCUUUGUAGCCACUAUGGAAGCCUUGGGACGAGUAAGCCCACACAUUACCAUGUCUUUUGGGACGAGCAUGGGUUCACUUCUGACCAAUUGCAGAAGCUCAUAUACAACAUGUGCUUCACUUUUGCUCGAUGCACCAAACCCGUAUCACUAGUUCCACCAGUGUACUAUGCUGACCUUGUUGCUUAUAGGGGGCGAUUCUACCAUGACGCAUUGAUGGAGGGGCAAUUUGCAGGUUCAGCAGCAUCAUCAUCUCGGAUGUCAGCUGAAUCACUUGAUCCUAAUUUCUUCUAGUUGCACACUGUCCUGGAAGACAACAUGUUUUUUGUCUGAAGGCCCCUCCUUGCCUACGGGAACUGUUAAGGGAGUUUGUGUGUGAAUCUAAUGGAUUGUUAGUCGCAGUAUGUCAUGUCUUGGGCUUCCUUUAAAGAACCAGGUUCUAUGUUUGUUACACAUUCCUUUCCUAUGUGAACUACAAACGGAGUUCGUGUGUCAAUCUAUUUGAUUAUAAGUCUUGAGUCUGUAUUUCUUCUAAAGAAUCAGGAUUUGUGCAGUCCAUGUGAUUUAGAGGAAUGAUUUGCUUAUGUUUGAGUCUUUAUCUGCCAUCUCUGUGUUCUCUCUUAGUGUCAUGGUUUAUUCUGGGAGACUGUUGUUUUGGUUUGUAUGAGGCAGACUUUGAGUGAAUCUAUUUGAAUUUUAUUUGGUUUUUAAA